CCACCACCCUUUGAUGAGCCGUGGCCCGCCGCCUCUCGACCUGGAACCUCUUUGGGAUCAUCUCUUAGCACGUGCUGAGAAAGAGGAACAACAUGUCGGACAACGAUGCGGUCGCAGGACCAGAGGACCUCACAAGCGCGAGCGAAGCACAAGAGCCGGCCUUGAGCUUCGUUGACAACUCCUAUCUGAGCUACAUGAUACCCCGCAAGACGGACUUGGAUCUCGACUCAGUCGUGGAGGAAGCACAUAAGCUGGGCAAACCUAUACUUGAGUCUAUGAAGGCGCGGGAUGCUCUCUACUUUGAUGAGACGGUGACCGUUCUGCUCAUUCUCAAGUGCCCCAUUCUGGGCGAAGAAGAACUUGCUGCGCAAGUCCACAGGCUCGUGGUCUCUCUAGACGUACAGAUCGUCAAUACCAGCGCCCCGGGGCGGGAGUCACCACCUGCCGCAGAGUCCAUCUUUACCGGCCACGUUGCGGACGUAGAUGACGCCUUUAUCGCUGCCGAGGAGCAUGGCGUCUCCGAUGACGGCGCACCGGAGAAGCAUGCGUACGCAAUGUGGAAAAUGCCCGUCUUCCUCGCCCGCCCACGGAUGCGCCCUCAUCGACCGUCCGUUGUCUUCUCGGCAUCAGCGAGUAUCAAGCCCGAAGUCGCGGGCGAGCUCAGUGCGCGUGGCACGGGCUAUCUGCAGAGCGGCCUCCCGAUGAGUUUCAACCUCCUGGAAUCCUUCGCUGGUGAUCCCGCGCUCAAGGGCGUGACGCCCCGGCUGUCGGCUCUGCGCGUGUCUCGCGUGGCGCCCGUGACGAGGCAGCAGGACCUCAUGACCCAUGUGCGCUCGCUGCCGCAGCUCAAGCUCAGCAUAUCCCCCGUCAUACACACGAGGAUACGCUUCUCACGCCCCAGUACGGUGCCGUUGAGCUCCGCCGUGGUGGCACUGUUGGAGGUCGACUUCACGCCCAACUUUGACUGUGAGGCACUCCUGGACGAGAUCAAGCUGGAAACGCCUGACGGCACCGUCGUGAGCCUGAGCGACAGCACCGCAAUGAAGCUGCCCCUGAGCUGCGUAGCUCACGACCACAUCACCUUCCUCUACCAUAUAAAGCCGCAUCAUAUCGAAUCCGCCCCCAAGCCCGUCACCGGCGCCCUCGACAUCUCAAUAUCCGCCUCUGUGCUAGUUGAGCCAGGGCUUUGCGUUCCUCGCCUGUCCAUGGCCUGGAGCACCACCCUCGACUUCACUGUCCCCGUCAACCCCAACUUUGGCCCGGCCGCUGAGACGGGCAUUCAGCGUUCCCAUCGUCCAGCGCAGCUCUCCAUUGGCAGUGGAACAGUCAUGACACCCCUGAAGUCUCCCUCUGUCACCCAACCCGAUGCCCUCCCUGCCCUCGAAGCGUCCACCACACGCACCGAGGCGUCUCUUCCUGAUCUUGGCAUAACCAUGUCAUUCACAGGACCCAGCGAACCCGUGCGCGCUGGCGACAUAUUUUCCUGGGCCGUCUACGUUGUCAACAGAACCGCCGAAAAGACAUCCCGACCACCGCGUAAGCUCGCCCUGGUCGCGAUUCCGAAACGGCGGCGCAAUGAUUCGAGGCCUGUUCGACCGCCUUCUACCGCAUCCAGACGCCAAGGAGAGAAGGAGGUUGCCGAUGCGGUGCUGGACGAAAACGUCUUGCAUGCUAUGCAAAAGAGCUCGGUGGUCGACACCAUCGAUCUUGUGUGUCUUAGUAGUGAUACUCGGGUAGGUCCCUUGGCUCCUGGGGCGUGCCAUGUCGUUGAGCUGCAGUUUCUCGCACUCAGAGAGGGUGUUGUAGCCGUUGACGCUAUACGGGUCGUGGACCUAGGCUCUCAGGAGCACGUUGAUAUCAGAGACUUGCCCACCAUGUUGGUCGAACCAGCAGCAGCCUGAACCUGAAUCUUCAAAUAUGUAGCCAAGAGUCCUGUGGGUCGUGGGCAACCCAGUGAAACAGGGCUAUGCUUAUAUAUGAGCUACUCGUAUACCCAUGC
Messenger RNA from Purpureocillium takamizusanense, 1999 nucleotides. RefSeq lists its product as uncharacterized. Gene Ontology annotation, biological process: intra-Golgi vesicle-mediated transport. The record is from RefSeq and is a predicted model, not a curated record. Gene Ontology annotation, cellular component: trans-Golgi network; TRAPPII protein complex. The transcript has 2 exons. NCBI's taxonomy places the organism in Eukaryota, Fungi, Ascomycota, Sordariomycetes, Hypocreales, Ophiocordycipitaceae. The coding region runs from base 93 to 1901 and encodes 602 amino acids.